This is a messenger RNA of Drosophila hydei, 3716 nucleotides long. RefSeq lists its product as uncharacterized. The transcript has 2 exons. The coding region runs from base 70 to 3231 and encodes 1053 amino acids. NCBI's taxonomy places the organism in Eukaryota, Metazoa, Arthropoda, Insecta, Diptera, Drosophilidae. The record is from RefSeq and is a predicted model, not a curated record.
UCAGUUUCGAUCAGUUUUGAUCGAUAUCAGCUAGGAAGCAGUAACUCACUCCCAGGCAAGACACAAUUAAUGGGCUGCAACUGGUCCAAGACGCAGGACAGCGAAACGCUGCCCAAUCCGUUGCAGCAGCUGCAGGCAGCUGAGGCGCCGCAGCUGCAAUCGCAGCAGCGUCGCCGCCAGGAGGAGAAGCGUCAACGGCAGCUGGCCAAGCUGCAGAAGCGCAACGCGCGCAAGCGUCGACAUCAACGAGGCGUCGGCAGCGACUCGAAGGCCAAGUCAAAGACCAAGGCAAAUGGCAACGGCCCGCGGGGCAGUCUGCGUGGCAGCAACGGCAACGCCGGCAGCAUUCGUGGCAGCCACAAUUUGGCACCUCAGCUGCGUCUGCUCGGCGGCAGCAACGGCAGCAGCGCCACGGAAUGCGUCAGCGCUCUCUAUGCACGCACGCUGGAGCAGCAGCGCGAGGAGCACCAGCGCAUCAUCGAGCAGAAGACACAGUAUCAGCUGGAGCGCCAGCUGCACACGUUCCUGCUCAACCAGCUGCUGCUGGGCAUACAGUUCUUUGGCCACUUCGAGCACGAGCUGGCCGCCAUCGACGAGCAGCUGCUGGCCAAGCAACGCGCCUGCGCCCAGACCCUGACCGAGCACAGUCUGCUGCAUGCCAGCGCCAUCGAUGCAGCUGUGGCCAAGCGUCUGCUCUUCAAGCCGAUCGAUGGCCCGCCAAGGCAGUUGGCCGGCGGCAAGUCACAGGGUAAGGCGCAACCCUUGCAGAGGUCCCUGACCUAUGUGGUGUUCGAGAAUGUGGACAUUGCUAGGCCGAACGAUGCCAACUAUGAUUCGAUAGCUGCGCUCUGCAAAGUGCUGCUGGAGACGGACUACUACAGCACAACGCCCUGCCGGUCGCAGUAUGUGCAGCAGCUGGAGCAGAGCCGUUGGCUGGGCUAUGUGCGGCUGAAGCUGCGCGAGCCGAUGCCGAUGCCGACGCCGGUGCGACGCUUGAGCAGCAGCCCGAGCAGUCCGAGCAGCGAUGAGGGCGACAUCGAUAUCGAUGGCAUCUACACGGAUGGCAGCUCCGGCUAUAGCACUGGCGUCGGAGCUGGCUCGGGCAGAGGCAGCUGGUGCGAGGGCGACUAUGAUCAUGUGUACAUAGCGCGCCUGAACACGCAGCGUUCCAUGGAUGAGCUGAAGCUGAUGCGGGAGCCACUGCAGCGCAAUGUGCUGCCCGAGGCCUGCAUACGCCGGCUCGCCAGCUGCCUGCCAGCCUGGCUGGAGCAGAGCGACGACGACGACGACGACGUGGAGAGCAAUGAGACCGACAGCGACGAGGAGGAGACGCAGCAGCAAAGCAGUCCUUCCGGCUACGAGACAGUGCAAGUGCUGCGCCAAUGCAGAAUGGAGCAGCAGCGACGUCGUGAUCUCCUCCAGCAGUGCUACCUCAGCUCUCAGCAGUUCAUGAACUACUUUGGCGAGCUGCUGCGCCAGCAGCUGGCAAGGGAGCUGGGCAUCAGCCAGGCGCAGCUGGCCGCUGGUAGCUAUCGCGGCUGCAGCAUCUACACGGCCACCGAGGAGCUGGUCCCAGCCAUACACGUGCCGCACAGCUGGCCGGACUGCGCCUUCGAGUUCAAUCUGCGCGCUCGCCCACAGCUAACGAAUCUGCACACGGGCGACAGGUUCCAGUGGCCAACGACGCUGAUGCGCAAGCGCAUCCAAUCCUUCGGGUUUCAUGUGGUGCCCGUGGGCUAUACGCCGAAGCGAGCACGCAAUCCGUUCCGCGAGCUGGAAUGGCGCAUCGUCUUUCCCCAGGCGGAACAGUUCCUGGAGCGGCACUUGACGCGCAUGCAGCUGAAGGUGCUGCUCCUGAUGAAGGUGCUGGUGCGCACGUUCGUCAACGAGAAGUGCCAGGCGAUGGGUCACAUUAUGGAGCAGCUGCGCACGCAUCUAUUUUGGCAAUGCGAACGCCACAGCAACGACUGGCCCGAGGAGUUCCUCGGCGAGAAGUUGGUGCGCUUCGUGCGCUCCUUCGCCGAUUGCCUGGCCAAGAAGCAGCUGAGCGACUAUUUCAUCGAGCGUCGCAAUCUGUUCGAGCACGUGCCCGAGGAUGCGCUCAUGGAGCUGCGCACCAUCAUGGCCGGCAUCGCCGAGCAGCCGCUGAUGCACGUGCUCCAGGCGCUGCGCAACCUGCAGCACGCCGACAACUUCUAUCCCAAGCUCAACUAUGAGCGGCUGCUCGAGAAUCUGGUGACGCACGACUAUGUGCAGCUGCGCAGCUGGGCGAAGUUUUCGCGGCAACCGUUGCCAGUGGUUGAGCAGCAGGUGAAGGAGGAUGAGGAGGAGCAACAGCAGCAGCAGCAGCCGGAGUCCCAUGACGCAGCACAAGGCUUGCUCGGACUGCAUCAGCAUCAGGAGCGAACGCGCGGCAAGCUGCGUCGCAAGACACAAAUGCUGCGCGCCCAGCAGCUCAAGCUGGCCGAGGAGCAGCGACGCAGCUCCGUGGACUCCAACACGCUGGACAUGCCGCUGCUCAUGCCACGUGCAUCGCAGGCAUCGCAUACGUCCAGCAACUUGUCGUUACCCACAGCAGCUGGGCCGCAGCUCAACGACGGCCUCGAGAUCUUGCGCUGCACCAAUCUGCUGGAGCUGCUGCUCGACCACAUGCUGGCCAUGCUGGCCAAGGCAACGGAGUUUCGUAAUGCCCAGCACGCACAGCUCUACUUGGAGCAGGCACAGCGCCUGUGCCGUCUCUACCAGCAGCUGGGCUGCUCCCAGAAUGCCCAUCACUACACGGAGGCGCUGUGCCAGGCGGCUAGCAACAUGGAGCGCGCCGGCCAGAGCAAUCAGAGCACUCCGCGCGUGAGUGGCAACUCGAGCCCCAUGCGCCGCAAGUCGCUCAAGUUUGUUGAGCAUGUGGUGCAGAUACAUACGGGCGAGGUGCUGCCACUCCAGCCGCCCACGCCGCCCACCGCUAGGCGUACGCCGCAGCCGCAGCCGCAGCCGCCUGACGACAUCAUUGUCGUGGCACAGGAAGUGGAGCCACCGCCGCCAGAGACAGCCAAGGAGAGCAACGUGCUGCUCGGUUCGCUCUUCCAGCGCCUCCAACUGGAUCCGGGAGCACUUCAAGCGCUGAGCACCAAGACGGAGCAGCUCAUGCAAACCUUGGCGCCGGAAUCGAAGCGUGACGAAUUGCGCGAUUUGUUCAAACGCAACACACAAAAGGUGAAGAGCGCUUUCAAUUAGCAAUUAGCAAAUAGCAUAACGUCAACAAGAUAAUCGACAUAGCCUUCAGUCAUGGCCGAUUAGACUCUGUCUUGAUAACCGAAAGACCCCACGGCGUAUCGACUUCUGGACUAACUAUCCGUAUCUUACUAAGCUCUUUACAUACAAGCAAAAUUACAGCGUUUCUUUCACUGAAAUAUAUAUAUAUAUAUAGUAUAUAGUAGCUGAUGUUACCCGGUCCAACUAAAUCGACUAUCGCUGGAAUUUGGCAUAGGCUGACCCAGCAAGAGUGUAACUAUUUCCGAUAGCUAUAUUUCAGCUAUUACUCAAUUUAUCUAGAACGUUUGAUUGCCGAAAUAUGCCAUACAUUUUGCCAUUUCAGCUGGGAGAGUCUUAGACCAGCUUGUCAUAGCUAAUGCCAAUGCAAACGUGGCUUAAUCAGUGAGACGAGUUGAGUCGAUUAAGCCCUGUCUGCUCGUCCGGCUGUCUGCAUGUCUGUUCGAUCU